This is a messenger RNA of Antechinus flavipes (yellow-footed antechinus), 2043 nucleotides long. RefSeq names its product probable E3 ubiquitin-protein ligase TRIML2. Bases 187 to 1236 code for a protein of 349 amino acids. The transcript is spliced from 7 exons. Gene Ontology annotation, molecular function: zinc ion binding. The record is from RefSeq and is a predicted model, not a curated record. NCBI's taxonomy places the organism in Eukaryota, Metazoa, Chordata, Mammalia, Dasyuromorphia, Dasyuridae.
GAUAACAUUGCAGAAGAGGAAGAGAGUCUUUGUUCUGUCUGCUGGACAUUAGAAUCAAACAUAGUUACCAUUGAGUGUGGACAUGGUGCUUGCUUGUCUUGUCUCCAGAAAAAAUCUUCUCUACCUUUCUGUUGCAAAAGAUGCUGGGAAUUCUCCCAGCUGAAAAGUGUUCAGGCUGACAUUGCUAUGAACCCCGAAGGAGAAGGCACAUGUGAGCUGCAUCGAGAAGACCAGAAGUUGUAUUGUGAAAAUGAGAAGACACUGCUCUGUGUGACCUGCUCUAAAUCAGAGGAUCAUGAGAAUCACAUGCAUUGGCCCAUUGCAGUGGCUGCUGUGGGCUACAGGAAGAUGCUCCAGAUAGAAAUGAAAAUGUUGGACUAUAGCGCAAACAAAAUUCAGGAAUUCCAGUGUCAAGAGAAGGGGAAAUCUCUGGCAUGGGCUGUGAUGUGGACUGAUGAUACAGAUGUCACCAGAAAAAUUUUUGAGCAAAAAAUGCAAGUUAUAUGGGAAUACCUAAAGAAGGAGAAAAUGGAGGAGGAAAAAAUGGAAACAGCGAAAAUAGAGGACCUCGUAAUGGGGAUAGAAAGUGAAAGGUUAAUUAAGUUAUUUCAGAAGCUUCAACAAAUGGAAGUUAUUCAGGAGCAUGACAUAAUGGAGAAACAGAAGGAAUGGGAAGAAAUAACGUCCAGAUAUGUCAGAUUUCUAAGAGACAAAAUCACAAUAUUGAAGGAAAAGACUCAGAAAACGAAUGUGGAACUACUAAAAAUAAUACCUGAAUGGUUCUCAGAACAUCACGUAACUAUGUGGAGAUAUGAUGAAAACUUCAUACUUGACCACGCUUUUUCUAACACUUCUCUGGGACUGCCUGAGUUUCUCCUCAAUUUUCAGGAAGUUGAUUUGAGAAACACAUUUGCAAGGAAUUACAUAGAACCAAGUUUGGCUCCUUUCACUCUUGAUUUGAAUAUUUAUUAUCUCAAGGUGGCAACUGAAUUUCUAAAACUCUUUCACUUUCAUACAUCUGAACUAUUGGAGACUUGUGAUACCCUCAGCUUUUUUGAAGAUAAAAAGGGGACUAUCACAAUUCUACCCGACUCCUCAGGAAAGACUUACGCUGUUUAUACUAAUGGUAAUCUUCAAGCUAAUUCCAUUAGAUUUAAAGCAUUCUUAAUGAAAACAUCUCAGGAGUAUGUGUAUACAAGAAAUGUUUCUUCCUGGACUACCACUUUUGAAAAAUAAAUCAUUCAAUCCUCUUUGCCUCAGGUAGAAAUGCUGUAUCUGCAAAUGGCCAAUAAACAGAGGUUGGAGUAUUUCUGAAUGGUUCUAAAGAUAUUUUAUUUUAUAAUUCUUGCAUUUUGUCAAGUACUCAUUGUUUAUUCCAUUCUUAUCUGGUCUGUCAUAGAACAAAAAAUCUUUCAUAUAUACAACCCUUUUCUUCCGCCUCAAAAUUCUGCGUAUAAAUAUUACAUCUGCAAAUGUGAAAAAAAGAUAGCAUUUUAAUUUUGAAAUAAUUAGUUCAAUAUAUUUAGUAUAUAAUUGAAUCUACUUACAUUAAUUUGUGAAGGGGUCUUCAGGUAUCACCAGAUAGUCACUUUAUAACUUGAAACAAGAAAAUUAAUGGCUUCUCUAAAACCUUAAAAGCCUGGAAAGUAUUUGGAAGUUGGUGGAACUUAAUAAUUAGAUUUGAGAAUUUAUGGGAACUGAUUCAAUAUCAAUGUUACAUUUGUCCACAUUACUUGCUUCACUAAAUGAGAUAAUUGUAUUUGAUAUAAAAAGGUGCUCUUAGUCUAAUCUGAGAACCAUUCCUGAUUUUCUACAAAGGUUAACUUUCCAAACCCUUCCCAUUAGAAACUGAAAGUUCUUUUUAAAGUAAGAAUGACAUGAAAUACAUUUGAGGUGGCAAAACUCUUUAAUUUGUAAAUGGAGAUAUUUCCACAUUGCCUACUUCUGAAGGUUGUUCUGAGGACCCAUUGGUAGAUAGCUUAAAAUUUGUACUUGAGAUCGUAAGGUGCCAGAGAAAUGAGAAAAAAAGUUAUUCUACUUUUA